AACUCAGUCAGCAUUUGUAGUUAAAGCUAACUAAAUGAAGCGAAUAAGUGAAGUCACUUUCUUUCUUGUGGCACUCGCGUUUGGUGGCGUGCAUGGCGAGUGCGAUAAGUGCAACACUAAUAAUCCUGUAGCUUGUCACAGCGAAACGGUCUAUUCACUCUGCAUUAAUGAUCAACCGACCAUGAAUUUCGUCACAUGCCCCACAGAUUAUAUAUGUACAAGCGAUGUGUAUGUUUGUUAUCCAAGCAAUUCGUCAGUCGCAAGUUGCACUAAUUCAACUAUCGACGAAUCAUCUCAAUGCGGCAUUUGCGCAUCCAGGAACAAUUUGUAUGCGUGCCUUAAUGAAACGACCAUUGCGUUCUGCUUUACCGAUGGUGUGCCACAUUAUGAGUCACUUUCGUAUUGUCCAGCGGGAACUGUCUGCGAUUUGAAUGCGGAAAGUGGAUUUUGUACAGCCGCGACAAAAGCUACGCCAAGUUGCAGACAAAGUCAAUGGACUACCCCGGAACCCACCACUACAACGACUUCUGCAUCUACUAGCGAUACGACUCCUGUAGCCACCACUACAACAACUCCGGUACCUAGUACUACAACAACUCCGAUACCUAGCACUACAACAACUUCUGUAUCCACCACUACAACAACUCCUGUACCUACCACUACAACAACCCCAGUACCCACCAGUACAACGACUGCUGCACCCACCACUACAACAACUUCUGUAUCCACUACUACAACGACCCCUGUACCCACCACUACAACGACUCCAGUAGCCACCACUACAACAACUCCUGUACCUACUACUACAACGACCCCUGCACCUCCACUACCAACAACUACAACAACUCCUGUACCUACCACUACAACAACUCCAGUACCCACCACAACAACGACCACCACUCCAGUAGCCACCACUACAACAACUCCUGUACCCACCACUACAACAACUCCAGUACCCACAACUACAACGACCGCUGCACCCACCACUACAACAACCCCUGCACCCACCACUACAACGACCCCUGCACCUACCACUACAACAACUCCUGUACUACAACGACCCCUGCACCCACCACUACAACACCUACCUACUACAACGACUCCUGCACCCACAACUACAACAACCCCUGCACCUACCACUACAACAACCCCUGCACCUACCACUACAACGACUCCCGCACCUACUACUACAACGACCCCUGCACCCACCACUACAACAACCCCUGCACCUACCACUACAACAACCCUGCACCCCACUACAACAACCCCUGCACCUACCACUACAACGACCCCUGCACCUACCACUACAACGACCCCUGCACCAACUACUACAACGACCGCUGCACCCACCACUACAACAACCCCUGCACCUACCACUACAACAACUACUGUAGCCCACUACCACCACUACAACAACUGCUGUACCUACCACUACAACAACUCCAGUACCCACCACAACAACGACUCCAGUAGCCACCACUACAACAACUCCUGUACCCACCACUACAACAACUCCAGUACCCACCACUACAACGACCGCUGCACCCACCACUACAACAACCCCUGCACCUACCACUACAACAACUCCUGCACCUACCACUACAACGACCCCUGCACCACCACUACAACAACCCCUGCACCCACCACUACAACGACCCCUGCACCCACCACUACAACAACCCCUGCACCCACUACUACAACGACCUCUGCACCCACCACUACAACAACCCCUGCACCUGCCACUACAACGACUCCCGCACCUACUACUACAACGACUCCUGCACCCACCACUACAACAACUACUGUUGCCACCACUACAACAACUCCGGCUACAACCACUGAACACGAUCUUACUCCUGCGGAAAUUUGCGAAAAUUAUGGCGCAUCGGGUACCAUUGCUUACCCUGGUGAUCUUACGUGUAAAAUGUCUAUUCAGUGUAGCGUAACCAAUAAUGUUUGGAGUGCAGUCGUGCAUACAUGUCCUACGAAUCAGUGGUUUGAUCCUACUUUAAAAUUUUGUACCACAACAUAUAGUUGCCCCACUCAGAGUACUUCAACAACGACAACCACUACAACGGCUACUGUAGCCACGACUACAACAACUCCUGUACCCACCACUACAACGACUCUUGCACCUACCACUACAACAACUACUGUACCCACCACUACAACAACUCUGGAACCGACCACGACCACUGAACACGAUCUUACUCCUGCCGAAAUUUGCGAAAAUUACGGCGCAUCGGGUACCAUUGCAUAUCCUGAUGAUCUCACGUGUAAAAUGUCUAUUCAGUGUAGCGUAACCAAUAAUGUUUGGAGUGCAGUCGUGCAUACAUGUCCUACGAAUCAGUGGUUUGAUCCUACUUUAAAAUUUUGUACCACAACAUAUAGUUGUCCCACUCAGACAACUAUGGCAACGACAAUAACAACCACAACACCAGAUCCAACCACAACUACUUCGGCUCCAGCUACUCUGGAGGAAAUAUGCCAAGACCACGGCACGGCAGAUACAAUUGCUGCACCCAAUGAUACGACGUGUACAAAAUACAUCGUCUGUUCGAAGCCUGGGGCUAGUUGGAUUGCUCAGGAGUAUACUUGUAAGGUUGCCUUUGAUCCGACUACAAAAAAAUGUAGCACUACAUAUGUCUGUCCAACGUAGAGGUAUCGGCGCACUUAAGAGCGCCUCUUGCAGAAAUUGAUUCACAUAAUAGAAAUUGUAAAAUAAGUUUUAUGAAAUACUUACUUUCUGUUUCCAACUUUGUAAAUUUCACGACAAGAAUCACAUUCAUUUACAUGAAUAAACGUAAUA
Molecule: messenger RNA, 2809 nt
Organism: Bactrocera neohumeralis
Lineage: Eukaryota; Metazoa; Arthropoda; Insecta; Diptera; Tephritidae
Product: mucin-5AC-like
Cellular component (GO): extracellular region
Molecular function (GO): chitin binding
Source: RefSeq, a predicted model, not a curated record